Molecule: messenger RNA, 4791 nt
Organism: Xiphias gladius (swordfish)
Lineage: Eukaryota; Metazoa; Chordata; Actinopteri; Istiophoriformes; Xiphiidae
Gene: esrra
Product: estrogen-related receptor alpha
Exons: 8
Coding region: 372-1673 (433 amino acids)
Biological process (GO): regulation of DNA-templated transcription
Cellular component (GO): nucleus
Molecular function (GO): DNA-binding transcription factor activity; steroid binding; nuclear steroid receptor activity
Source: RefSeq, a predicted model, not a curated record
GCCCAGUGGUGGGAGCCGAAGACGAGAAAUUAUAACAGCAGGGUACGGAACCGAGCAGGCGGAUAAGACGGUGUGUGUUUGGGGUUGACAGUGCUCGAUGCCAUCACCUUAUUACACGGUAACGUAGUGAUGCGAUGUGAGACACCCGGCGAGGCUUGGACAGCGCCGUUAAACCGGUUAAACCGACUGUGGACUUGCCAGCCGCAAAGACUUGACUGACUCCAGAUAAAAACAACCCUGCGAUGUUUUUACAUUUCCCAGUGUCCUGAAAAACUGCAGACUUCAAGCCAAGCGAUAGCGCUUCAUUGAACCACCACCAGGAGUGAGAGAUAUAUAGGCUUCAAACUCCAGUUCAACAAAAAAAAGACAUCAUGUCUUCCAGGGAGCGUCGGUCAGAUGUCUACAUCAAGGCAGAACCGAGUAGUCCAGAGGGAGGUGGGGGAGGUCGGACCAGCCCUGGCGGGGCCUCCUCAGACUCCUCUCAAAGUGGAGGUGGAGGAACCAGAGGAGACAGCACUAAACGUUACUCCCCGCCACUCUACACGCCAGCUCUGCGUUGUCACUUCAAAGAUGAGGGUGGUGAUGGGGCAGAGGAGGGCUCCACUGGAAAUGGAGCAGGGCGAUGCAAGUAUGCCCUGAGUACGCUACCCAAGAGGCUCUGUUUAGUAUGUGGAGAUGUGGCUUCAGGUUACCACUAUGGCGUGGCAUCAUGUGAGGCCUGCAAGGCAUUCUUCAAGAGAACCAUUCAAGGUAACAUUGAAUACAGCUGUCCAGCUUCAAAUGAGUGUGAGAUCACCAAAAGGCGCAGAAAGGCUUGCCAGGCAUGCCGCUUCACGAAGUGCCUCAAAGUAGGCAUGCUGAAAGAGGGAGUUCGUCUUGACAGGGUCCGAGGUGGAAGACAGAAGUACAAAAGACGCCCAGAAGUGGAGAAUGCAACAUACCAGAAUGCCCCUCUACCACUGACAAAGGAGAGUGAAAAAGGUUCCUCCAACAUCAUUGUGUCCCACCUCCUAGUAGCAGAGCCUGAAAAGUUAUUUGCCAUGCCCGACCCUCUGCAGCCUGACACAGCCCAGCGGACGCUCACCACCCUCUGUGACCUUGCUGACCGUGAGCUGGUUGUCAUCAUUGGCUGGGCCAAACACAUUCCAGGCUUUCUGUCACUGUCCCUAGCAGAUCAGAUGUCCGUGCUUCAGUCAGUGUGGCUGGAGGUGCUGGUGCUGGGUGUAGCGUACCGCUCGCUUGGCUGUGAGGACGAAGUGGUGUUUGCAGAGGAUUUUGUCCUUGAUGAGGAGAUGUCACGUGUUGCAGGACUGACAGAGCUAAAUGCAGCAAUUAGUCAACUUGCUCGCCGUUUCCGCGCACUAAAUGUGGACCGGGAAGAAUUUGUCAUGCUAAAAGCCAUCGCACUCACUAACUCAGACUCUGUUUACAUCGAGGAUAUGGAGGCUGUGCAAAAGCUGCGGGACCUCCUCCACCAGGCCCUGCUGGAGCUGGAAUGUCAGCGGCGCCCAGAUGACCCACAGCGGGCAGGACGCCUCCUUUUAACAUUGCCUCUCCUCCGACAGACUGCUGGUCGUGCUCUUACCACCUUCUACAGCAUCAAGACCCGUGGAGGUGUUCCCAUGCACAAACUAUUCCUGGAGAUGCUGGAAGCCAUGAUGGACUCUCCCUAGAGCAUAUAGCAGCAGAAGUAAAGAGGAUGCAGCGAAAGACCCAACAGAGGUCUAGUCUUCAAGAGUGGAUGAGUGGUUUUUGAGAAAGCAAAGAUUUUGUUAGAGUAUUAAUGAUGAGGAAAAUGGUCCUUUUACCCUUUAGGCUACAUGAAGAGAGAAAAAGAAUAUGACAAAAGAAAAACCAUAUGUAUUGUCUCUAAGUGGGAAUGCGUUACUUACAGUAAGGUGUAACUGCCAAACUUCAGUUAAAGGCUUCAAGAUCCAAGAGUGAAAACAUUUAACAUGAAUGCCAGAAUACUUCUCAGUUUCAAAUAUUUUCAUGGUGUGUUCCAUCACAGCCUCAAUCUGCAGUUGCAUAACCACUGAAGAACAACAUUUAGGUACCCAAGACCAGACUGCAAUCAUGUGACUCUUGAACUUUUUAAAAUAAUGCAGCAUCUACUCAUUAAAGCCAUUAUAAAAUAAACACCGAAAGUCUCAAGGGUCCAGUAUAGGGUCAGAUUGACAUGCACAUGGAGUGCUUGUAUUCACUAUAGUUUAGUGUGCCGUUGUAGGCAAAUUCAUAGGAAUUACUUGCAAUAUGUUAAAAGCAAUAUAGUGACUCGAUUAUUUUCUGUCACAUUUGAAAUGCGGAUAAUAUGGUCAGACAUCUAGUUAUGCUUGUAUAUCAGUAGUUCUCCAGUCUCAGGACCCCAGGUGCUGAUUUUUUAAAAUUCUAGCUUCUAGUAGAGCCUGGUUUGGGCUGGGGAUGCCAGGUGCGUAGAUUUAAAAAACCUUGUAGGAGAGAAAACGACAGCACUUUGGGGGUUAAAUACUGGAAUCGGGAACCACUGGUGUACAUAGUAGGUGCAGGAUUCUUUAUAAAAGGUUGUGCAAUUGAUUUGUAGUCCAGGAGAAAUGCAUACGAAGAUUGUGUGCUCAUUAAAUGCUCUACUUGGAAGGUAAUAUAUUCAGUGUUGUAUGUAAGUCCUAUCGGCACACGAAGAACUGGCUUCCAUACAAGCAAGUGUGUGUGUACGUGUGCAGUCAAGACCAGUAAGCUACACUGAGAUCAGGGAAGAACACAGCUCUGACAUUAAAGCCAGUGUGGCAACAUCAGUGGUUAGAAAAGAAAUGCAUAUGCCUCAUCUGCUUUUUUAUACUAUCUUCCAUUAGUUCUAUUCUACUGUUUUUGUCUUCAGCAGAUGUGCUGUUCAAAAAUAAUGGUCUGAACUAUUUGACCGGUUGACCAUUUGUGGGCUGUAAUGUAUAACACUAACCCAUAUGUAUGAUUUCUAGGUUUAUGAUGAGAUUUUGCGGCAUUUUCUGCAGAAGGGAAGAGUGUUGCAUAAAAGAUCUCAAUUGUUUCAAUACAAGAUCCCUCCUUUGUGUAUGUACAUCUGUUGAACUUUAACUUGUAAGUGCCCGUAAAGGGCUCAGGGCAACAAGAAAUGCAACAUAUGCAACAUCUUCGUUUUGGAUGUUGAAACCUUGUCUGACAACUUCCUGAAAGUCCUACUCAUUGUUCAGCAGGUUUGUAUACUUACAAUAUAAAUGAUCAUUACAGUAAGCUUCACAUGCAAUGCAAAGCUAUAAUAUCUGAUGUCAAAAUCAGAUCCCUAAAAAUAAUAGUUGAUGGCCAAGGGGCCAUUUAGCCAUGUACAGUUCCAUUAAAAUAAACAGAAACAUGCAAUUUAUAGUGGAAGAUAAAGCCAGCAAAUGUGAUACAAAUUCCCCAUUACAAUUAUAUUUGUGCAGCUUACAGUGUACUGAAAUUUGUAAAGACUUGAAAACUCCUUUUUCAUACAUUUUCCUUUCUAGGAUUUAAGGGUAUUUUAUUUACAUUGACACACUUGUGGAUUUGGUAUUGGAAUUAAGCUUUCCAUUCAUGAUAUUAUGAAUGCUAAUUGUUUUUUUUUUUUUUUUUUUACGUAAGCAGUUGUGUGUUUUCUGAAGCUGAUUGUCAUUUAGGGAUCAAUUUACAUGGCUCUAUAGAUCCAGCUGCAUGGUUAGGCUACAGAGGGCUACCUCAGGAGGCAGAGUAAGCCAGAUGGCCAAGUAACUGUGGAGGUGUAAUUCUUGAUCUUUUGACUUGUCAAGUUAAAUUUGAAUAUUAGGUACGUUGAAUGUCCUGCAGUUGUGCAAACACUUGAGAUCAUUUUUCUUUGUUGUCAUAACUCUAAGGUAUAUAUGGCUCAUUAAUCAUGCUUUAUAAGAUGCCCCAUGGUACAAAGUGUCUCGCGCCGGGGGGAGGGCAAGCCUACAGUUGAUAUGGUUUCACAGGAUUAAUGGUGCAGCUUGAAAGUGCUGGAGGUCAUUUGUUGCAGUUCAAAUUGGAAACAGUUCAUCCUGUAACACAGGUUUAGUAUUAGCCACAGCAAGCACUGUGGAGCAGGGACAGAUACAUCUGGCAAAAUGUGACUCUGAUUCACCUGUUUGGUUUUGUUUUCAUAGGUUACAGCUUACAUAUUCCUGUCAUCUAAGAGGAUUUUUGGUCUGUGAUUUGUUUACUAACCUAAUUUCUCGAAUAGUGAUCACUAAUAGUGAUUUCUGAAGCAAACAAAUAAAAUUGACGCCUGGGUUGAAUUAGAACUUUUAAAACUUCAUUUACAUAAAGGUACAUUUUUUCAUUAGCAUACAAAUAUGUUUUAGGUAAGUUUGGUUAGGGUGAAGGCAGGGUCAUUUGCAGUGUCACUUAAAAUUAUACAGUCAUUUGUAGUUUCUAUUAAAUAUGUGUGCAUUAAUAUAAAUGAGCAAUACAAUAAAUUACCAAACCUCACACAUUUCCUUGUAUAGCCACAGUGUACAUUUAGCAUUGCCAGUUAUACUGAAGAAUAGCUACUAAACGUUAUAUUAUUUAGAGUUCAAAUCAAUGUUUGUAUUUUGAAAGACUAUUUAAAUGAUUAAAUUCUAUUUUUUACUCAAUUUACUGUUGUUUGUUGACACUGCUUUAUUUUUGUGUGUGAUAUUGGCUGUGAAUUUCUGUGUUUAGGCAAUUUUUUUUCCCCAUUUAGAUAGAACAGUUUGAUGUCCUUGUCUAAACAUGUCCACAUAAAAAUCACUGUGAAAAAAGUGAGAUCUUCCACUGUCACACGCAACAGGGAGUGGAUUAUUGUAGGUGCUUUGUGUUGUGUAAUAA